AUGUUAUAUGCUAGCAGUGUAUGGCAAAUCAACAACAACACCCAUAUAAAUAAAUUAAAUGCUAUUCAAAGAAAAGGACUAGCCUUAUGUCUCAACCAACCAACAACAGCUAGUAUAGAAGCCUUAGAAGUAGUAGCAGGAAUACUACCACUGAACCUCAAAAGAGAAGAAACCGGUAUCCGACAAAUUGCAAAAAUAAAAUCAUAUAAAAUCACUUUCCCUAUUAAACAAAUUUUUGAAGAUUGGAAAAAUAUAAAUGAACCUACAAAAAUAAUCUCACCAAUUGGAAGAAUGGUAUUACAGGCUGAAGACAUGAAAAGGUCAACAGAGAUUGAUUCUGACUCUUUCACUGAUGGCUCCUGCAAAGGAAAUCCAGGUCCAUGUGGUGCUGGGGCAGCUAUUUUAAUAUCAAACAGCACAGAACAUGUGGAGUUAACACAGCCAGUUUCCAAUAGAGGAUCUAUUUUAUUAGGGGAAUUAGUAGCUAUCAAGCUAGUAAUAGAUUUUCUUUUAAUUCCAAACAACAGAAAAAACACUGAAUCCAUCCAAAUUUUCUCAGACAGCCAAUCAGCAAUUGGAAUUUUAACUUUAAAUUGGAAAUCAGAUAAUUAUGGCAAAACUAUUCAUGAUAUUAAAAUUGGUAUAUUGGCACUUAAAUCUGAAGGAAUCAUUGUUUCCAUUGAAUGGACCCCUGGACACGCUGACAUACAAGGUAAUGAACUAGCAGACCAACUAGCUAAAAAAGCAGCACAGGAGGCAGAAAAAAUACAAAGCAUUCCAGUAUUUACAAAACAAGAUAUACAAAAAGGAGCAAAAGACAGUGUUAUGGUAAAAUGGCAAAACCGAUGGGACACCAGUGAUAAAGGAAGAAGAUAUUAUGCCUUUCAACAAAAUGUAAAAAAUACACUUCCAAAAGACAAGCCGUCAACUGAAAUAUUUAGAAUAACUACUAGUCUAAGAACAGGAUAUUGCAAUUUAAACUUUUACAAAUCAACAAUAUGCCCAGCACUCAUCGACAAAUGCAGCUGUGGACAAGUAGAAACAGUUGACCAUUACCUACUGGAUUGUGAAAAUUAUGAGGAGGCUAGAGAAAAACUCCGCUCAGCACUCUACUUCAUAACAGCAAAACUAACACUUGAAUCUGAAGUAUUGUUAGCAACAACAGAAAAUGAUAAUUACAAACAUCACUUAGAAGAUAUUCAGCAUUUGUUAGGGGUCUUUAUUAAAGAUACUGGAAGGUUCACAAAAUAG
Messenger RNA from Mytilus trossulus (common blue mussel), 1251 nucleotides. RefSeq lists its product as uncharacterized. Bases 1 to 1251 code for a protein of 416 amino acids. Gene Ontology annotation, biological process: DNA replication, removal of RNA primer. The record is from RefSeq and is a predicted model, not a curated record. Gene Ontology annotation, molecular function: RNA-DNA hybrid ribonuclease activity; nucleic acid binding. Lineage: Eukaryota; Metazoa; Mollusca; Bivalvia; Mytilida; Mytilidae. The transcript is spliced from 2 exons.